CCUCUGGCAGCAGAGCCGGGGCAGGUGACGGGCUGGCGUCGCAGCUGAGGGAGUGAAGAGGCGCCUGGGCACCGGAGCUGGAAACCCGGCAGAGGUCCAGUCAGAGUCCAAGAGCCGGAACUACCCCUCAACCUGUCAGCCAUGGGGGAGAUGGAACAGCUGCGACAGGAAGCAGAGCAGCUCAAGAAGCAGAUUGCAGAUGCCCGGAAAGCCUGUGCCGACAUGACUCUGGCAGAGCUGGUGUCGGGCCUCGAGGUCGUGGGAAGAGUCCAGAUGCGGACGCGGCGGACGUUAAGGGGACACCUGGCCAAGAUCUAUGCCAUGCACUGGGCCACCGACUCUAAGCUGCUGGUAAGUGCCUCGCAAGACGGGAAGCUGAUCGUGUGGGACACCUAUACCACCAAUAAGGUGCACGCAAUCCCGCUGCGCUCCUCCUGGGUCAUGACCUGUGCCUAUGCCCCAUCUGGGAACUUUGUGGCAUGCGGGGGGCUGGACAACAUGUGCUCCAUCUACAGCCUCAAGUCCCGUGAGGGCAAUGUCAAGGUCAGCCGGGAGCUCUCUGCUCACACAGGUUAUCUCUCCUGCUGCCGCUUCCUGGAUGACAACAACAUCGUGACCAGCUCCGGGGACACCACUUGUGCUCUGUGGGAUAUCGAGACUGGGCAGCAGAAGACCGUAUUUGUGGGGCACACGGGGGACUGCAUGAGUCUGGCUGUCUCUCCUGACUUCAAACUCUUCAUUUCGGGCGCUUGUGACGCCAGCGCCAAGCUCUGGGACGUGCGGGAGGGAACCUGUCGGCAGACUUUCACUGGCCACGAGUCGGACAUCAACGCUAUCUGCUUCUUCCCCAACGGAGAGGCCAUCUGCACAGGCUCGGACGACGCCUCCUGCCGCCUGUUUGACCUGCGUGCAGACCAGGAGCUGACUGCCUACUCCCACGAGAGCAUCAUCUGUGGUAUCACAUCCGUGGCCUUCUCUCUCAGCGGCCGUCUGCUCUUUGCAGGCUACGACGACUUCAAUUGCAAUGUCUGGGACUCCAUGAAGUGCGAGCGUGUGGGCAUCCUUUCUGGCCAUGACAACAGGGUCAGCUGCCUGGGGGUCACAGCUGAUGGGAUGGCUGUGGCCACUGGCUCCUGGGACAGCUUCCUCAAAGUCUGGAACUAAGGAGGCUGGAGGAGGGGAGGUAAAA
Messenger RNA from Zalophus californianus (California sea lion), 1189 nucleotides. RefSeq names its product G protein subunit beta 3 (gene GNB3). The record is from RefSeq and is a predicted model, not a curated record. Gene Ontology annotation, cellular component: heterotrimeric G-protein complex; cytoplasm. Gene Ontology annotation, molecular function: signaling receptor complex adaptor activity; protein binding. Bases 142 to 1164 code for a protein of 340 amino acids. The transcript has 10 exons. Gene Ontology annotation, biological process: G protein-coupled receptor signaling pathway. Lineage: Eukaryota; Metazoa; Chordata; Mammalia; Carnivora; Otariidae.